CAAAUCUUUCCUCCUGUGUCAUUAGUCCUCCACUGGAGCAGCUUGCAGCACCUACACACCUCCCCAGACCAACGCUCGGGAUACUUAACUCCUCCACAACCAUGGGAGAGGACGCGUCUCAUGCCGAGCGUAGCAGCAACAGCAGCAGCCCGGCCAGUCCCGUGCAACAACAAGAAAACACGGAACUUCUCAUCCCUAGCUUUAGCCCAAGUUCUGCCCCAUCCUCCCCCACGAACACCCUCAGUCGACUGGGCUUGAAAACCCCGACAAGCCCCUCUCCAACUAGCCCAACCGAUCGAAGCCAGGUGAGCGCUAUCACGGUCGUGGCGCUACUCGACAAACUCGUCAACAUGCUCGAAGCGGUGCAGGAGAACCAGCGGAGGAUGGAGCAGCGUCAAGCCAACCUGGAAGGUGCCGUGCGAGGGGUCCAAGGCGACGUCACCCGCUUGUCCAAGAGUCAUAGCAGCACCUCCAACAGCGUGAGCAAGCUGCUGGAGCGCUCGCAUAAAGUCAGCGGAAGCCUGAAAGAGGUGCGUGAGCGCAUGGACAAGCAGGCUGUCCAGGUGAAAAGACUGGAGGCGAACCACAGCCACCUGCUGAAGAGAAACCACUUCAAAGUGCUCAUCUUCCAGGAAGACAACGAGAUCCCCUCCAGUGUGUUCAUCAAGGACUCCAUGAAAGUCCCCCAGCCAGCCCCCCAGCCUGACGAGGAGGCCUCCUCCCAGACCGCCCCCUCCGUCACAGCCCACACCAACCACUCCGGUGAGGAGGUCCUCCAGACCAUCAGCCUCUCCUCUGAUGAGGAUGAUGAGGCUGCAGCGCUCCGCGAGCAGGACGAGCUCCUGGAGGGAGAGGCUGCCAUGAGGUUUGGGGCCGGCCACUCCACCCUGGAGAGGUCCCGUGCUGAGAAGCUCAAGCGCUCCAGCCUGAAGAAGGUGGACAGCCUGAAGAAGGCGUUCUCCCGCCAGAGCAUCGAGAAGAAGAUGAGCAAGAUCGGCACCAAGAUCGUCCCUCCGGAACGCCGGGAGAAGAUCAGGAAGAGCUUCACGCCCAACCACCCCAAGAGCCCCACGGCCAAGAGCUCCUCCUUCAAGGUAUCUCCCAUGACCUUCAAAGUCAAGAAGGUGCGAGACGGGGAGGCCCCUUCUCAGCCCGGGGGCUCUCCUGCAGAGAUGGCCCACGUAGAGAUCCCUCCUCUGGGCAGCCUGGACGGAGAGUCCACUGAGGUGCACUCCCAGGAGAGUUUGGAAGGUGCGGAGGGGAGGUGGGGAGAGGAUGUGGCCAGCCCCUCCGCCCCGGGGAGCGGCGAGGUGGAGUUGACCCUCAACGGAGAGGCGCGGAGCCCCGAGUUUGACCUGGGCCUUGACCGCCCUGCCGAACUAGCGGUCCCUGAGAACGAUGAGGUGGAGGAGGAGGUGGAGGAAGAGGAGGAGAAGGAGGAGAAGGAGAAGGAGGAGAAGGAGGAGAAGGGGGAGCCAGAACCAGAACCAAAACCAGAGCCAGAGCCAGACAAGGAAGAGCAGAGUGCUGUGGAGGACUCGGCCAGCUUACCUGCUGCAGCCGUUCCUGUGGAGCCAGCCUCUUAAGCUCACAGCAGUCCGGUUAACUGAUCACACUCCCUGUUAUGGUGCCACUUUCACCGCCAACAUGAGUCAGACCUCCCUGCUACCAAGACUUUCUUACAUCUGUUCUGCUCCAAUGUCAAAAUACAUAAGCACACACACACACACAUACAUGGUCAAAUGAUAGUCAAAUUAACACAUAAUUUUGUACCCCUUAUUUUGAGAAACCAGUUCAAGUUGGACUUUUUCAUCCUUAGCCUGAUAAAUUCCUGCAUCUGCAACAGCCGACUAAUGUAAUCGAAUAACCCAUUCACAUCCCUACUAAACCCUUCUGGACAACCAGCCAUCUCUCACCAAGUGCCUCUGCCUCUCAGGGCCUGCCCUGGAGGAGAACCAGGGACUCAUAACUCAUCACCCAGUGAAACCAGCGCUUGUUGGAGAACAGCACAUCUCCAGGACUCCGGGCCAACUAUCUCAUCUGUGUCUGUCUGGAGCACUCCGUCUGGCUGACGAACGGCCCCUUUGUUCUCAUGCCUGGAGGGAGAGCAGCCUAGAGGAGGGAGGGCAGCCUAGAGGAGGGAGGGAGGGAGGGAGGG
Hypomesus transpacificus is the source of this 2158-nucleotide messenger RNA. It is a transcript of the gene cavin2a, whose product is annotated as caveolae associated protein 2a. The transcript has 2 exons. Gene Ontology annotation, molecular function: protein kinase C binding. The coding region runs from base 102 to 1586 and encodes 494 amino acids. Gene Ontology annotation, cellular component: caveola; cytoplasm. The record is from RefSeq and is a predicted model, not a curated record. Lineage: Eukaryota; Metazoa; Chordata; Actinopteri; Osmeriformes; Osmeridae.